Psylliodes chrysocephalus is the source of this 2178-nucleotide messenger RNA. Lineage: Eukaryota; Metazoa; Arthropoda; Insecta; Coleoptera; Chrysomelidae. The record is from the annotation of a GenBank genome assembly.
UGCAACUUUGCAAAUCUGCAAAUAUGGCGGACUUACAAAUGCAAGUAUUCCAAAAAGUAUCUGCAAAUUCGCAAUAUUUAUUGUGAUUUAUUGCCCCCAACAACCCUAAACCCAAAUUUGGAAUACGAAAACUUGAUAUUUGCAUGUGUAAGUCAGUCAUAUUUGCAGAUUUUCAAAGUUGCCGCCAUAUUUGCAAAUCUGCAAAGUUGCAGACGUUCUGUAAUCUCACCCCUAAUAAAUUUCUUGGUGUUUGUGGUUCUAUGUCAAUAUGACAGUUAAGGCAAGUUAAGGUUAUGUAUAUGUUGACAUUGUUGACGUUGGUGAUAACAAAAAAAUUAAGUAAAUAUGUCAGCUCCUUUAUUAAAAUCACUUUUCCCUAACGAAGAAUCUGAAGAAUGGACAUUUAAUAAUCAAAAUCGAGAAUAUUUAACAAAACUUGGAACAUAUAAAAUAAAGAAUUUAAAAAAUGAACCAGAUCGACUGAAACAGGAAGCCCUUAUAGUGCAGGAUCAAAUCCAAGAAUUGGCUAUUACGAAUUAUAAAACUUUCAUAGAAACAGCAUUAUGUUCGCAAGAACUGUUUUUUAAAUUUGGCGUUAUAGAGGAAAAAGUAAACGAUCUUCUUGAGGACGUCCCGAAAUUUGAAAAAUCAUGUGAAAAUUUUGCAACUACCUCAGGUGAAAUAAAUGUUCUAAGAAAAACUGAUUCAACUACUCUUGCUAAGAGCGCACAGAUUUUAGAAAUUCUAGAAAUUCCUCAGUUAAUGAACUCAUUUAUUAGAGAUGGGUUAUAUGAAGAUGCUUUGGAACUAUGCAAUUACGUUAGAAAGUUGCAUUCUAAACAUUCUGAUGUUCCUUUAUUUAAAACUAUUAAUGAUGAUGUUAAUAAAGUCUGGAUUCUUAUGCUUCAUCAACUUCUUUCUCAACUUAGACAGGAUCUGUCUUUACCUAAAUGUUUACAAAUUGUUGGACAUUUAAGAAGAAUGGAAAUAUUUUCAGAACCUGAAUUAAGGUUGAAAUUCCUACAAGCGAGAUCGCACUGGUUGGAGCAACAACUGAAUUCUUUAAGCCGAGAUGAUUUGAUUGUGCAUUUAACGAAAACUGUUGAAAUUACUAGAGUGAAUUUAUUCAAUAUUCUGACUCAGUAUACUGCUAUUUUUAAUGACGACGAACAUAGUCCAUUAACUGUAUCACAAUCUAAAACAACAAAUCAAAACAUUAUUUUUAAAAGUUGGCUGCAACACCGCCUCUCUUAUUUUCUUGUUACACUAGAUGAAGAUUUGAGUACUGCUACUUCUUUUGAGACUAUCUUUGAUCAGUGCAUGUACUUUGGUUUUUCCUUUAGGAAAGUCGGUUGUGAUUUCAGGCCUUGGAUAAUUCCGAUAUUCACGAAGCAUAUUCAUCAAAAUUUCGUAAAUUCAGUCACAACAGCAGAUAGAAAUUUUAUGAGGAAUAUAGAAAAAUUUACGUUAAUCGACAAGAAAACUCCAUCGAUCCCUUGGAAACAUAACAAAGAUGAUGAAAUUAGACCGCCAGAUAACCUAUUAGAAUUUUAUCCAUUAGCUGAGUACAUCAACAAUAUUUUAAAUGCUUUAAAUCAACUGCGAUUAUGUCCUCCUAUUGCUUUGAUAACUGAAGUCGUAGAAACUCUGGAAGCUUCCAUGGUACUCAUUGCAAAGUCCCUACAGAAACUCUACAGCCAGGAGCAGCAAGCCUUUUCUGUUAACUCGAAAGACGCCUUUACAAGAUUGUGUAUGUGCUUUUCUGACGAUCUCUUACCAUUUGUGCAAAAGUGUAUUCAUAUUAUUUAUCCACCAAGCCAUAUUGCUACAAAAUUGGGAGUUAGUGUUAAGGUAUUACAGGAAGAAAGCAUUACGUUUUUAAAUAAGGAUGAUAUUGUUGCACCUAUUAGUCAUUCUUUACCUGUUAGGAUUGAACCUGAUUUAACUGUAGAAACGAAUUAAAUUAUUGUGAUAAAGAAAUUAAAAAAAAACUUAUAAGUGUAUAAUUAAUUUUUUCCACCGUUACACAAGUGUCUGGUCCAGGCCCGGAUCAAGGGGGGAGUGGGUGAUGUUCCCCUGAAGGUGGCUCAGGCAAUUUUGAUAUAAAAAAUGACAAUAUAUCGAAGCUCCAAAGUGAAUACCCAAUAAGUAAAAAUUUAGAUAUUGGCGUCCAAAGAG